AUGGGAGGUGAGUUUGGGAUGGUGGCACCUGCCCCGGCCAGCCCUGCUCUCUGCUCUCUGCCCUGCAGCCUCCAUGCUGUGGUCCUUGCUAGGGAGGGAGGGAGCUUUCUCUUUGGUGGCCUUUGGCUUGUUGCUCUGCUGAGACUGGAGUCCUCAGAAGAACACAAGGCAACUGUGCAUUUGCUAUCUCCCACAUCCAAGGGGUCCAGCCCAGCUGCCUGGGGCCUUCCAAGGGAGAGAUGGUGAGUUUCUGGGUGCCAGGAGAAAUGGGGUGUUCCUCUUCCCCAGCAGCUUUACCCUCAGGGUGCAAGAGGGCCUUGAAGGUCCCAAGUGAUGGCUCUUCCUCUCAAGGUGGCAAUCUGCUCUGAGUGGACGGAUGCAGCGCAUUCUUGAGCAUCCUGGAGUUCCUGCACCAGCCUCUUCUUCCAUCUCUCCACUUCAUGUAUUUAUGAGUAGAAAAUAUGAAUAUAUUGCUCUUCAUAAAUAGCAUCUGAGCAGUUUGCAACAAUCCUCCACCAAAAGCCCAUCAGCAGGUAGCCCUUCCAAACCCCUCAGAGUCCUGCUCUGGUUGGCCUCCCACUGCAACCCUCCUUGAGGCUCCUGAACCAAACAGUCAUGGGGUGGUGUGUGUGUGUGUGUACGUGCGCCUGCCACUUUGAUCUUUGUCCUGAUCUGGUCUAACCCAGGUGGGAACUGCAAAACUGAGUACCCAGCACCCCCCGCCAUUGGCAUUAACCCCUGUGAAAGAACUGGGCAGCAAGUGGCGCAUGAAGACCCAACAGCCACGUAUCCCCAAUGUUAGGGCAGGUUCUGCCUGCCUGGCAUUUAAUGCCUGAAACACCUGAGAGCAUUUCCUGGUCUCACCACAAUGGGAGCAACUGAGUCUUUGAUCUCCCUCCCUCCCUCCCUCCCUUUAAUGGUGACUCAUCCUUCUUACUUCAUCCUUCAGGUUCAGAUUUGCCAAGUCUAGAGAGCAAAAACCCCGGAAGCGGCUGCUUCCCGCUCCAUCCCCAAAGCACCAGCUGGAUUAUGGGCAACUCUAGAACGCUCUCUCUGGACUGGGGCAUGGAGACUCAGUCUUGGCACUGACCUCUACCCUGUGCUGUCCUGGUGGUGAUGGUGCUGGAAAUCCCAAGGAAGCAGGAGCAGCAGCGCCCUCCAGCCCCUCGGCUGGGUGGUCAGGAUGUGCCUGAGGAGGACUGCAGGGAGCUGCCUUGGAAAGGGAGUCCCUCAGCCCCGCUGAGCUCCUCUGCACUUGGGUGGCAAGGGCUGCCCGGCGUCAGGGUGUUUUGUCCUUGUUGCAAAUCACCUUGUGCGUCUAAUGAAGGCAAGGCCUCUUCCUCUUUGAUGUCCCUGUCGGGAGACAUGCAGCUCCUUCCCUGGCUGGCGCCCACGCCCAUGCUGCUUCCUAAUCUGUGAUGAUUGAUUGAUGUUAUACAUCCCGCCCCCCUUCAUCACUUUCACACACAAUCUUGACUUUUCAUUUGAUGCUGCCCUCUCCCCUUUUCCUUUUCUGUUGCAGUUUUCAUAUUUUGUGACAUUGAUUUAAUUGGAUAUUGUAAGGUGGGUUGAAGAAACUUACCUGGAGAAUGGGAUGUAGGUGUGUUACUAAAUAAAAUGACGAUAGCUGCUCUGGUCAGCAUGGAUGCUGCACCCUGUCGUGGCCACCCAAGAAGCAGAGUCUGCUUAGGAGAAGGCUUGGAGACGUGAAGGUGGACGAGCAGCAGCUGCGUCUGGCUGGCUGGGGGAGAGCAGAGUCAGGCCAGGCUCCACCGGCCCAGGCAGGCCCCUUCCAGACUGACCUUAUGCUGUUCCACAGAUCUGACACCAACACAGCUGAGCUGGCAAAUCCCGGCCAAUGGCCCGGCCCACCACACCAGCCGCUUUGCCUGCUCGGAGCUGGCUGUACGCCGGGGGCAGGGCUUCUUGCUGACCGUCUACUUCAAUAGACCCCUUCAGUCCGGGGACAACUUUGCUUUCGUUGUAGAGACAGGUAAGGCCGCCCCCACCACUGUUUCCCCCCGUCCUCCUUCAUGGCCAGCUGGCAUCACUUGCAUGGGCACCUCUUGGCCUGAUCUCUGGCUGCAGGACAAAAAGGCGCCUCCGGGAUGGCACCUCUGCUCCCCUUCGGUCCUUGCGCACCUUUGGCCUCUGCACAUGGAAGCGGCAGAUCUCCUGGGCCUCUUGCCUGCCAAGACCUUUUUGACCGCAGGGUUUCUCUUUCCCACCAUCCUACCCCUGCAUGCAAACAUCUCUCUCCCACAAGAAGCUUGUCCAUCUUUAAGGUGCUGCCAAAGACCCCUGGCUUGCCCUGUGCAACGUUAUGCCCUCCACAGCGUUCUCUCUGGUGGGAAGCCAAGAUGGCACCACCACCACAGGAGCUGUUCUGUGGCGCGGAAGAGACCGGGUCCAGUGCGGGCGCACACACGCACCAACACUCCUGUCCCAGGAGGUCUGUGCAGUGCCUGCGUCCAGAGGUUGGAAUCAGGUUGGCCAGCUGGCUGGAUCUUCAUGCUGACCAAACCCUUCAGGGAGAACGUUGCCGCUUGGGUAGCCUCUCACAGGUAUGAGUCACCUCCAAUGACAGCUUUGCCUUUGCCUCUGUUCCCUCUGGCAGGGAGAGCCCCUUCGGAGUCCCAGCACACCCGGGCCGUCUUCCCCGUCUCCAGCGCCCUGACUGGAGGGUCCUGGAGUGCCAUGCUCAGCUCCAUCAAUGGCAACUGCGCCAACUUCACCCUGGCCAGCCCCCCCACCGCUGCCAUCGGCCGCUACAAGCUGAGCCUGCAGAUGAUGUGUGGCAACCAGGCCUAUGCCCGCUUCCUGGGGCAGUUUGUCCUGCUCUUUAACCCUUGGUGCCAAGGUAAGAUGCUCCUCCUGCCUGCCUGCCUGCCUGCGCAGGCCCUGCUGCCGCCCUUGGGAUGGGCCUCUGCCCCACAGGGGUGUUUCUGCUGAGGGUUGACAGGCAGACAAUGCAGUUGGUGCCACGUGACUCCCUUCCGCACCACAGCUCUGCGGUUUAGAACUCGUCCCUUAGGACAGCUUCCCAAGCAAGCAGGCAGGGAAUCAUAGACUCAGAGAAUUGUAGGGGGCUUUGGGCUUAUUUGCAGCUCAAAGCAGAAGCCUUGCACAGACCUCCUCCCCACCCCAGAUGUUGGCAUCUGGGCAAUGAGAUGCCUGACCCAGAAGCCCGACUGGGGCACAGCAAUGCUUUACUGACCGGCUGGUGAUGGACCGGGCUGAUGCUGCAAGAGUUUGUAAUGGUGGUCCUGGAGACAGAGUCGUCCCCCCCCCCCGCAGCACAUGGGGCCAAGUGUGCUUCACAACAGCAGCAGGAGGAGGAGGAGGAGGAGGCCUCCCCUCUCCCUCCCUCCCUCCCUGCCUCCCAGGGACUCUCCUCCUGUUCUUCUGGUUGCAUCACCCAGGGCCUCUGGGCUGCUCAUCCAUCAUCCAGCUGGGCGGUGGAAACUCAGCACUCAGGACUAGCUAAAAAUGGGAACGUGGCUGAAAGAAGAAGGGCAAGAUCCAGCACGGCUGGGCAGGAGGCCAGAUCCCUCUUUGCCCAGAAGAACGUUGGCCCAGUGAGCCUCCCAGAAGCACCUGCAGAUCUGACUGCUGCUGCGUCCGACCGAGUCCUGACUUGCCCCUUCCAUGCGUCAGCAGAGCAAGCAGCAGCCAGAGCCCUUUGCUACAGCAGCAGCUGCACAGGGGAGCCCCCCCCCAUUUCCAUGGGCCCCUUUCAAGGCCCCCCCCAAGCAGCCUAGUGGUUGCACUACCCCACCCCCAAAGGAUAGGGAAGGGGGUAACAUGGUCCCACUGGCUUUGCAAGGCCUAGCUGACAGCCCUCCCCUCCUAGGACAGAUGCUGGGGGGGGGGUUGCCUCGAGCCAGGCCAAAUCCCUGGCCUUGGAAGGCCCUGGAACUUGCCCACGCCAGGCUGGGAGACCCCAGAGGAUGCCAGGUUUUUCUUGGAAGGGAGCCAAGGGCUAGGAAAUCCCUUGCUGCAAAACGGCCGGCUUGGGAAGCUCCAUGGCAGCUCCUUCUUUUGGCCCAAGGAGGCAGGAGCAAUGAUGGGGCUCAGCAAAAAAGCUCCUUGUGGGGCAAGAACAUGGCAGGGAGGGGGCUCCCCUCUCACUGCCCAAGCAGAGCAGAGCAGGAUGUGACCCUUUUGCCCAGGCUCCUUUGCACUGCUCAGCUGGAAAGCUCUCCCUCUCAGUUGUCAAGACGAGUGUCCCCAUCCCCUGGGGCAGGGUCUCUGACCUUCAGGGUCACAGCCACGGUCUGCAGUGUCUACGCAAGAACCACAAAAUAAUAAAACUGUAUUGUUGGAACAGACCGCAAGGGUCUACUAGUCCAACCCUCCGCAAUGCAGAAGCACAGUCAGAGCAUCCGACUGCCACCUUCCCAAGGAGUCUGUUCCACUCUUGAAUAGCUCUUACCCCCAGAAAGUUCUUCUUAAUGUUUUUUCUGGAAUCUCCUCUCUUGCAAUCCAGCUCUUUCAUAAACUUACAUUUGCAAGGAUGUUCUAUUCAGCAAAAUAAUUAUUUUCCAAGCAACUGUUGCCCAGCACACACCAGAGGGAAACUGAUUUAUAUGAUCAAGUACUAAUUUUAGAGCAAAGCUGGAGGCCCCCAAAGACAUUUGAGGGGGGCAUUUACCCCUUGCCACUUGGUUGUUCAAAGUCCAAUCCAGCUUUACUUGAAGCACCCACUGCCAACCUCUUGCCUCCGCCCAACAGGAGACCUUGUCUACAUGGCAGAUGAAAGCGAGAGGCAAGAAUACGUUCUGAACGAAAAUGGGAUCAUCUUCGUGGGAAACGCCAACUAUAUCGAAGCGCGAGGAUGGUACUACGGGCAGGUCAGUGUUAAGGUCUUGCUCCUGGCCUUCAAAGCACCAGCUCUGCUGCUGGCCCUAUAUCUCUGGGCUAUGGGGCUGUGGCCCUAUAUCUCUGGGACUGGGGUUCCACCGCCCCUGCCAGGGGGACAGCAGCGGUGCCCUUGUAGCCUUAAGAUGGAGAGGUGGCCAGGAGAGGAAGUGAUGGUAAGGGAGGGGAGGCAGCAUUUUCCUCUGCCUGGAUCCUCAGAGCGAUGGAAACAUUCAUGGGAGGAUAAGCAGGGCAAGUAGUCCUGGGAAAUGGGGUCAUGGGGAGGUUGAGGAGAGCAGCUUCCUAGGCCAUUGCUGUAUGGCUGCACAGUCACCGUCGAGUGGGAUGAGCCUUAAUAGGUAGGAGAAGAUAUAUUAAUUGUAAUUUAUCCAUCUAGGCACCCACGUGUGUGGGUUGAACAGGGUUUCAAAAUAUUCUUCUUCUUCUUUGGCAGUAGCCAAGUAAGAUUGUCUUCCAUGAACACGGUCUUAACAGUGUGUCCGUAGGUGACUGUGGAGGCCAAUUCUAGAUCCACAUGUCCUUCCACAGUGGGGACAUAGGUUUCUGGGUGGGAGUUGAUCAUGGUGAUGGUUUGCCAAGUGUGCCUUCUUCUUAGCAUGUUUCUCCCUUGUGUCCUGAGUUCAAGUGUCUUCAAAGCCCAGGACACCUUUGGUCAAGGCUGUUCUCCAACUGGAGCGCUUGCAGGCCAGUGUUUCCCAGUUGUCAGUGUUUAUACUACAUUUUUUAAAGAUUUGCAGUGAGAGAGUCUUUAAACCUCUUUUGUUGACCACCAACAUUACGCUUUCCAUUUUUAAGCAAAAUCACCCCAUGCGUGGCAGAAAAUUUAAAAACAUAGGAAUUAUAAUAAAUCAAAUCAAUUAGGCUGUAGAACCUUGUUUUGAGCAAGUCCAGCUAUGAAGUAAGUUGGCUCCCCUUUCUUACCCUGCUUAAUAAAGAACCAGGCAACAGCUUGGAAGGUAAGCUUAAUAAUAAGAUUCACUUACUUUAGACAGGCAUUGGUUCACAGCAACAGGAGCAGUAAAGACUAUGCAAGCAAGUCACUUCUAUUUACUUUUCUGAGCUGGAGCAAGGGAGGCAGGUCUGCACCCAUUGCUGGUCACAGGAAGAGAGAGAGAGGAGCAGGAAGUACUAUAUGCUCCUUCUUCUCUGGGAGAGGAGGGGAAAUGACAUCACACAAAGCCCUCUCUACCAAUUGCAUUUCUAUGGUCUUGGUCCUUAGCUGUCAGCAAUAGAGCUCUGUAGUCUUAGCCCCUUCUCCCGCUAGCUAGCAGUAACCUGCACUUUUUAGGUUGGGCUGCCAAUUUCACGCAUGCUGAAGGUUGUCCACAUGUUCUGUGACUGUGUGUGUAGCCCAAACUAGAGAGUGCAUUGCAUGAUGGAAGGGAAUGGUUCCUGCCACCACCAGGAGCAGAACAAGACAAGACUCUCUUGGGGUCAGCAUUCUCGGGUAUUCCCUCCCAGUGUCAGGGGCUGAAGGUAGAAAAGAGGGAGGCAGCCACUGAGCCCAGCUCCAUCUGUGCCCCAUGGCUCAGAGGAUGCUGGGCUGAGGCCUGAGAUAAUCUGUAUCACAGAGAAUGAGCAGAGGAGCGGCAGGUGCUCCGGCUGGCUGCGGAGCGCUGGGGGUCCCCACUUGCCCUGGAACCAGCUGGUACUUCUGCAUCUUCAUGUGCAUAAGAAGACCCUCUGGUCUAACUUGCCCCAGUCUGAGGGCCCAUGUUUCCCUCUCCACCUCUUGCCCCAACUGGAGUGCACCUUGGCUGGGUGCUGAUCGGACCCUGGGUGACUGCGUGUAUUUGUCUCGGUGUGGAUGCUCCUCUGCUUCCUGGCGCUUUAGAGGACCUUCCUUUCUGCCUUGCAGUUCCAAGAUAACAUGCUCAACCUGGCGCUGAUGCUUCUGGAUCUGAGCCUCUACCAUCGCCAGGACCCGGGUGGGGACACGUCGCGCAGGAGCGACCCUCGCUACGUGGGCCGGGUGAUCAGCUCCAUGGUAAGCGCAAGCCUCUGCCCCUUGAUCCCAGGCGGGGUGAGAUCCUUCAGGGAGCCUGAAAGCCCCCCCCCAGCUCCCAGGCCCCCCUCACCCGCCUCCCUGGCGCUUUAGGUCAACGGGAACGACAACGACAACGGGGUGCUGGAGGGCAAGUGGAGCGAGGAGUUUGCCCACCACGAGAACCCCUCUCGGUGGGACGGCAGCGUGGCCAUCCUCAGAAAGUGGGCGCAGGACAACUUCCGGCCGGUCCAGUACGGCCAGUGCUGGGUCUUCGCCGGAGUGGGCGGCACAGGUAGGCUUCUGGCGGCACAGCGGAGGAAGAAAUGGGGGUCGGGGGCGCCGAGCAGAGCCCAGACCCACCGGCCCCGCUCUCCUCUCUUUCGCAGUCCUGAGGUGCCUGGGCAUCCCGACCCGUCUGGUCACCAACUUCAAUUCCGCCCACGACGCAGACACGAACUUCAGCAUCGACAAAUACUACGAUCCCUCUGGGAAGAGCAUCAAGAGGGGACAAGACUCCGUCUGGUAAAUGCGCCUGUCCGGCCUCUGGUGGGCGGGGAGGAGGGAGGGAGGGAGGGGGCCCUUCGGAUGCUCGAUCCCAGGAUUCCCUUCAGAGAAUCACAGAACUGUAGAGUGAGAGGGGACCCUGAGGGUCAUCUGUUCCAACCCUCCGCAAUGCAGGAAUCUCAACUAAAGCGCGCCCCCCCCCCGGGGCCAGUCUUGCCAGGCCCUGGAGACAGACAACGGAUAUCGGGGGUUUCUCUCCAUUUCUCACAUUUCCAAUCUUAAACUCAAUUCUCCACCACCUUCAUGGGAAGUUUUAAAGGAGGGGUUGGGUAGCCACCUGUCAGAGAUGCUUUAGCUGAGAUGCCUGCAUUGCUGGGGAGUGGGUUGGUCUAGAUGACCCUUACGAUCCCUUCCAACUCUACGCUUCUAUGAGUCUAUUCAUGUCUGUGUUUGGCUCUGGGGAUCAGCCCCCCACAGGCAAUGGAACUGUCAGAGGAAUGCCAGAUCUUGGGCCAGGAUUCUGGCAAAGCCCAACAUGGCCCUCCUCAGCCUGGGCUCCCGUCCGGGGGGGGGGGCGGGGACUGUUCUGGCCCAGGGGCCAUUUCUCCCUCCCCAGCUCUUCGGGGAAGAGGAGUCACUUUCCCAGGAGAGCUGGAAGGUGGAGGGAGCCAAGGCAAACACCUGCCCCUUGGGCAAUGCUGCUCACCGUCCUGUUUGCAGAGGCAGUUAUGGCUCAGGGAGCACCUCUUUGCUCAUCCAGUCCAAGAUCAACAAGGGCAGAGCCCCGGUCACUCGGCUUGGCUAGGCAGCCCGUUAUCAUGCCAGGAGCAGCCAUUGGCUUCAUUCAUCCCCAUGUCUUUGCCCUGCUUCUUUGUCUAUUUGGGGGACCCUUAUGAUAGCUAAAUAUGACUCCAUUAUAAAGCAAUAUUAAAACAUGGGAGGGGGAAUAAACAUCAUGUUUACCAAUAAUCACCAACCAGCCAGGAAAUAUUCCCCCUAAAGGUCCCAGAGGACCCAUUGCUGACCAGUUUGAGCAGAUUUGGCCAGAAGCCCCCGGACAGGACCUCCCUGCCUGCCUUUCUGCCUCUGGGCUCUGGGGCAGCGUCGUCUUUGAGGAGCCAACUCCUAGGGGCCGAGAUCCCUUCAGCCACCCUAGAACAUAUGGCAUUGCCAUUCAAAUGGUGUCCACGAACCGCCUCGUGUGAUAAUGUGGGGAAGGGCUUACUUGCCCCCCCCAUAUUUUAUUCAAGUUGGCACCCCUGCCACCCCCCUCCUUGUGAGCUCAGCCCAUUGGCUUGCCACCUGUGCAUGAGGUUCGUGUUGUAUAGAAGCUGCGUGUGGAGAGCCCUGGCUCUGCCUCGUGCCGCCCCCUCUUCAGGCGAGCCUGCAGCGCCUUCAGGGGAAGGGACACAGCUCAGCAGGGCCAAAGCAUCUGCCUCACAUGCAGCAGGUGCCCAGUUCAAUCCCCAGCACCUCCAGGGCGGGCAGGAGAGACCCUGGCCUGAAACCCGGGAGAGCUGCUGCCUGGAAGUGUGGACAGUGCUGAGCUAGAUGAGCCAGUGGUCUGACUCUGUAUAAGGCAGCUUCCUAUCUCCUUCUCUGUUCCUUCCCCCCUUCAGGGAUUACCAUGUCUGGAAUGAAUGCUGGUUCACUCGGAGGGAUCUGGGGAAUGCCUACUGCGGGUGGCAGGUGGUAGACGGAACCCCCCAGGAGAAAAGCCAAGGUAAGGCCCUCUCCUGCCCCCACCCCACCCUGGUCGCCUUCCAGAGCAGCUGCUGCAUCCCGCUUUCCUUCCAGGGAUCUACCAAUGUGGACCAGCCUCUGUCCUGGCUGUCAAGCAAGGAGACGUGCGGCUGAACUACGACACGGGAUUCGUCUUCUCCGAGGUGAAUGCCGAUAUCAACCGAUGGGUCAUCUAUCCUGACGGGAGGCAAGUCAGGGUCUAUUGCGACACGACGUCCAUCGGCAGCCACAUCAGCACCAAAGCCGUGGGCAGCAACUAUCGGGUGGACAUCACCAACAACUACAAGUACCCAGAAGGUGAGUCCCCUUCCCUCCUGGACCAGCCCCUUCUGGCUGGCUUCCCCCCUUUCCCCAUUUCUGAUCUCAGGGGACACACCAGGCGGGGAGAGGCAGAAGCCACCACCGGCCAGGCCAGCAUAGAGGCCACCAAAUUAGCACACAGGUGGUCUCUCCAAACUGGGUGGCAGAAUGGCAGGUUCAACGGAGUAUCAAUAAGGGCAAAUCGAUGCAGGGUGGGACAACUUGUCAUCAGCUGUGACCCCCCAGGAUGCAAACUUUGCCAUUGUACUAGAAAGCAAGACCAAAAGAUGACCAACUAGGAAAGGGAGUAAAAGGACAAACACCAAAAUCACAAUGCCAGUGUUUAAACUCCAUUGCAGAAUCGCAAAUUUGGAAGGGACCUUGAAGGGCAUCUAGUCUGUCCACACACACACACACCCUGCUCCAUAUGGGAAUGAGUGAUACAAUAAGAACUUAAAACUACCUUGCUGAAGCAGCCCUCCAAAAGGGGGGCACCUAGUCCAAAUAGCCAAACAGAUGCCCCAUGGGAAACCCCCAAGCAGGACCUGCGCACAAGAGCCCUGUCCUCUCCCCUCCUGGGGGUCCCAGCAGCUGGUAUUCAGAAGGCCAAUCAGGGCCAGUAGGACCACCUUUGUGGAGGGCUGGAUUCUGCCGUUCUGAAGGAGGCCCCAGUUCUUGACCGUGGAGCAAAUGACAAGCAGGAGAUGCACAGCAGGUCUGUAAAAUUAUGAAUAGCUGCCAACAGAGAGAACAGAGGGGAGUCUGUCUGCCUCGUGCCAGCCCACCGCCCUCCCCCAGCAAUCCCUUUCCCUUCUAGAACAGAGAAAAGAGAAUCCUUUCUCAAAGGCAGCAAUCAUAGCGGAGGUGGCGAAACUCCCAGGGAGGAGGGGGUCUGUCAGUGGCCACUACGAGGAGGCGCAAAAUGGAGACUCCAUGCUCAGCGGGAGAAGAUCUCUGCAUACCAGUUAGUCAGGCAACAACACGGGGUUCAGCCCUUCCGGGAAGGUGCAUUUGGUUGGCCACAGCUGGAGGCAGAAUGAGGGGCUGGGAGAGCCCACAGAGGCACCUGCACCCUUGGCCGCUCCCCCCGCCAGAACGCCAGGGAGUGUUUGGGACACCCGCUGGCAGAGGCUCUUCCCCCGUCCCACAUGGAAACCUUCCUGCCUGUGCUCUGCCUGCCUUCCCUCAGUCUCAGGAUUUCUGGCUGGAAGCAGCAUUUGGGAAGGAAGGAAGCACAUGCUGCGUGCGCAGAAGGUGCUGCUGCUGGUCCUUGGCACUGGAGAGAACAGCUGGGGAUCCUGAGGCGCCCCCCCCCCGAGGCCCCCUGUGGGUGCCAGCAGAGCCAACCGCCCUGUGCUGGGCUUUAACUCUGCAGAAGGCGACUUCUGGGGCUCUGAGUCUGACUCCGUGCGGCCCUCUCUGCAUUCACAGCACCCCAUACGUCCUCAGGCACACCCGCCCUCCCUGCCGCGGUGCAGCUGCUGCCUGGACUCUGGAAUGCGCUCCGUGCACAUUCUCUUGGGAUGAGGAGCCCCAGCCCUUGGCUCCUGGCCCAGCUCCACGUGCUGGAAACCUGCCAGCGCUCCUUGGGCUUCUGCCAGAUGAUCACUCCCACCCUUACCUGUGUCCAUUGGACAUCCUAAAGCAGCCCAUGUAGGAGCUCUGGAAGGUGCUCUGUUCUGAGUUAGACCACUAGUCCAUCUUAAGAGCAUCAGAAGAGGGGCCAUCUAGAUACUCUCACAAUAGGAUGAACAAGCUUUUUAUUUUUUGGCCAGUCAAUUGGUCAACUGCUUUCAGCUGCUCAAAGGGCCAGUGCUAUUUGUCUCCCACUCGCCCGCCCAGCUAGACUAGGGAGGCUAUGUGCAGCAGGAAGCACCAGCCGAGUCAGGUCAUUUCCCGCAAUGCCAUUCCUGCAGGUGUUCCUUCCAUGUGCGCUGGCAGAAAAGGGGCACAGCAGGUGGGCAGUGUGUCAGACUAGACCUAAAGAUCUGGAGUGAGCUGGAGGCCUGCAUUUUGGCAGGGGGGCUUGGAACUGGAGGCUGACCGCUCCCUUCCUUUCCUUGCAGGCUCUGCCGAGGAGAGAAACAUCUACCGCAAGGCCUGCUCCCAGAUGUAUGGGUCCACGCCCAGCGAGAGCCGCAUGAGCACCACCGACGACGCCUCCGCCUCCGAACUCAUCACGCACCCCGGGCUCUUUGGGAAGUUCAAGCUGGCCCAGCCGCCCAUCCUUGGCAAGGACAUCAACCUCAUCCUCACCCUGGCCAACUUGGCCCCGGAGCCCAAGACCAUAACUGUCAACCUGAGCGUCUCGAGUGUCCUGUACACCCGGACGGCCAUCAGAGAGAUCCUGAAGGAAGUGAUGACUGUCAGCCUUGGCAACAAGGAAGGUAAGGGGCCUCCCCUGCUCCGUCUCUCAAAGCCCAUCCAGGCAGGGAGGGAGAACAGGGGUUGUCUGCUGGGUGGCUCUACACAGCUUCUGCUGCCAUCCAGGAGUGGUACUGACUGGGCAGCCCUUUGCGGGCACAGGGGCCCCCACCCGCUCCACCUUCUGGCACCCCCACCCCACUCUGCAAUGGCCCCCUGGGGCUUCCAGACACGAGGCUCCCCCUCGCUCAGGCUCCCACUAGAGGCAGCUGCGGAGAAAUGCAGCCCAGCAGUAGAAAUGCUGUGCAGGGCCCAUCAUGAGACCAGGGCCAAGAGCAGGUCUCCGGGCAGGAGCACCCACAGCCCCACUGUCAAAGCCAGAGCCCCCUGGACCGGGGGGGGGGGUCCUCUGAGGCCCAGGCCUCCAAGCAUCACCGUCAGGGAGCCAGCAAAGGAAGGAAGCCCAGCUCAGGUGAGUCUGUACCUGCCCUUGGGGUCUGGAGUGGAGCAGGGAAGGGAAGCCAGCACAGGAAGGCAAUGGCAGGGGCCAACUGGAGCAGUCUGUCUGGAGGGAGCCCCAGCGCAUGGGCCGUCCCCCCCCCCCAGCCAAGGAGGGCCAAGGCAGGCUGCUCUCACUUAGCAAGCUGGAGAGCUAAAUUGGAGGCCCAGGAUUUGUUUCUUUGCUUGUCUUGUCCAUUUAAAAGCAUUUAUAAAUCACUUGAUGUUUCAAAAUAUCUAAGCGGUCUGCAAUUUUUUUAAAUAAAAAAAACUAAGCAGUAUCGUUAAAUCAAAAAUACAGCCUGAACUCUAUAAAGCAUAGAAGAUCUUAGAAAGACAAACGAGAUAGGGAUUUGAGGUGUUUGGAGCCAUAAACAAGGGUCUCGCUUUGUGGGUCAGGCAAAGAGGUCAGUCUUCAGCCGGCUGAGGGAGGUCUGCAUCUUCUUUUAUGCUCUAAGCUCUGGCCUUCCAGCCAAGGGGGUCCUGGCUGGGAAUGUUCUGCCCUUUGGGGGCUCCCAAGGGAGGAGGAGGAGGAGGAGGAGGGGGGAUAUCCUCCAAGCUGCUUCCCUCUGGAAGCUGCACCUUCCGCUGCAGAGGCGGCCCUGGAAAAGGCCCUGGAAGACUUGUGGUCAUCGCUGGGCUGAAUCCAUGGAGCAGGACCUCCCCUCUUGCAAGGAACAAGUUCAGGGGGCAGGAGGCUGGGUGGUGGUGGGUUGCCUCUGAGGAAAGGAUCCUGACUCCCCCCACCCCUCUGCCUUUCAGAGAAGCACCUCCCACUGCGGAUCACGUACGGCCACUAUGGGGCAUCCCUGACGGACGACAAGAAGCUCUUGGUCACGGCCUUAUGUGACGUUGUGGACGGCGUGAAGCUGCUGGUGGAGAAGGCCAUCACCCUGGAGACCCAGAACGUCUCCAUCACGGUAAGGAGCCCCUCUGCACUCAAGGGCUGCAGCCAAGAAGGAAUGCCCCACUCCCUGCUGGUCCCCGUCCUGGAACCGCAGCCCCCCACCCACAAGUGAUUUUAUUUUAUUUUAUUAUUAUUUUUACUUUUUUAUUUUCAGUGUAGAAUCAUAACAAAAAUUACAGACAUUAAGUCCAAAAUAGUACUAUACAAACAAAAAAGAACGAAACAUACAAAAAAGAGAAAGAAAAAAAGCAAAGGAAACAAAACAAAAACGAAAAAGCAUACAUCUACAGGGGAAAAAAACAUAUCUCAUUACAUACAUAUACACAUAUUGACUUCCUUCCUUUGUUCUAAGACCUCAAAAAAAUUACUCUUACUGUAUUGUUGUGUCUAAUGUAGAUUACUUCCAUCUUUGUAUUUUUUUUUUUACACCAUUUUUCUUUUUUACACCCACAAGUGAUUUUAUUUUUAUUUUUUAAAUAAUAAUAAUAAUAAUAAUAAACUUUAAUAAAUAUCUUAUAAUAAUAAUAAUAAUAAUAAUAAUAAUAAUAAUAAUAAUAAUAAUUUUAAUCACUGCUGCUGCUGCUGAGGCUAACUUGAUGGUGGGAAGAUUGAGGACAGAUGAAAUAAAGUCCUCCUUCAUGUAGUGCAGAGUUAAACUGUGGAACUCCCUCCCACUUGAGGCAGGGAUGGCUUUGGAAGAGGAUGGGACAAAUUAUUGGAGGAUGAGGGGGCAACUGAGGGCUACCAGUCAAGAUGGCUCUGCCCGUCCUCCUCAGUUUGGAAGCAAUGCUUCCGAAUCCCAGGUGCUGGAGACUGCGGGGGGGGGGGGAGAGGGGCUCCUGCGCCCGGGUCCUGCUUGCAGGGCUCCCAGUAGAGGCAUCUGGUUGGCUCCUGUGAGAAGAGGAUGCUGGAAUGGAUGGGCCACUGACCUGAUCCAGUUCUUCUGAUGUUCAUAUGGCAAUGAAGAUGCAAGUCCAAGUUGAGAGGCUUCUUCUAGCCUCAAGACCCCAAAUAAGAGGGGCUGAGUUUGGAGCCACAUCAGCACAGACCCUGUCCUUGGGCAAUGGGAGGGGCAGCCAGUCCCCUGUCUCCCCUCAUCUGGCCCCAAGUCCAUACUGCAGUACCUGCAAACCCUGCCUCACCUCCCCAUCCUGGUUCAGCCCUGUUGCAUCAUGGGAUGCCAUCCCAGAAUGCAACCGCUCAUAAGGGAGCUUGGGGAGGAGUGGUGAGCCCCAAAGGGUUCAUGAUGCAGCCUGACUAUCCCAAGGCAGCUGCCUCCCAGUUGGCAUUCAGGGCCAAGCAGGAUGCAACCUUGCGGGGCUGUUGGGUUCCCCCUGCAGCUGGAUCAUGGGGGGGGGGGGAGAGCUCAACCCUUUGCUCCUGCUGAGAUCCUGAUCCAAUUUGGAAUGUGGCUGUGAGUAUUAUGUUUGCAACGAUUCCAAGGCCUAAAUAGGUACAACGUUUGACCGUAUUUGAAAGAAGGGGGGCUCUGGAGAGGUGUGGCUGUGCCUGAGGAGGGGGUCCUGGCUCAGCAAGCCCCCUGGGUCUGUGGCUCUGCUCGGAAUGAGGGAGCCCUGCACCUGCCAGGAUAGGUGCUGGUGCAGAGUGCGUUCCCAGAGACUGAGCAGCUCCUCUCCUUGGCUGCAGGCCCCUCCAAGCGUGGUAGCCAACAAACCGGCCACCGUGGAGAUCUUCUACGCCAACCCUCUCCCAGAGCCAGUGGACAACUGUGUGCUGCUGGUGACACUGAUGGGCCAAGCUGUCAAGAUCAAGUAAGUUUGGUGGGGGGAGAAGCAACCAGCAAGUGGGAGGAGCUUGGCUGGCCCACUCUCCUGCCUGGCAAGGGGAAGGCGAGGAGACGUCCCACCCAAGCGACUCCUCUGAGAAGCCAAGCCAGCUGCAGGUGGAGCCACUUCAGCCGUGGCCCCGUGGAGGACGUAACCCCUGCAGGCCUCUGGCUGGUCACUCCAGGGCUGCAUCCUUGCAUGUGUGUGUGACUCUCUCUCUCUCCCUUCAGUGUGGCAGCGCUGGCACCUGGAGAGAAGUCCAAGAUCUUCUUCGAGUUCACCCCACGCAGCGCAGGGGCUAUGCAGCUCCACGUCGACUUCUCCUGCAACAAGUUCCAGCACAUCAAGGGCUUUGUGCUCAUGAACGUGGCCCCGGCCGGGUCCAUGUGA
Molecule: messenger RNA, 15361 nt
Organism: Podarcis lilfordi (Lilford's wall lizard)
Lineage: Eukaryota; Metazoa; Chordata; Lepidosauria; Squamata; Lacertidae
Source: the annotation of a GenBank genome assembly